Molecule: messenger RNA, 1005 nt
Organism: Elgaria multicarinata webbii
Lineage: Eukaryota; Metazoa; Chordata; Lepidosauria; Squamata; Anguidae
Product: olfactory receptor 14I1-like
Exons: 1
Coding region: 46-1005 (319 amino acids)
Biological process (GO): G protein-coupled receptor signaling pathway
Cellular component (GO): membrane
Molecular function (GO): odorant binding; G protein-coupled receptor activity; olfactory receptor activity
Source: RefSeq, a predicted model, not a curated record
UGUUUUAUUCUAGAGGUGGCAUGCAUCUUGGUAAAAAGUGAAAAAAUGGAUAACCAAUCUGCCAUCACUGAAUUUCUGCUCCUUGAAUUCUCAUCAAUCCGGGAACUGCAGAUUCUACACUUCUUUUUGUUCCUGGUAUUAUACCUGGCAAUUUUGUCUGGGAAUCUUCUCAUCAUCUCUGCUGUAGCAUUUGAUCAUCAUCUUCACACCCCCAUGUACUUCUUCCUGAUGACCUUGGCUGUGCAGGACAUAGGUUCAGUUUCAGUCACUAUUCCCAAAUCUAUCUUUAAUUCCCUCAUGGAUAUCAGACACAUUUCAUAUUCUGGAUGUGUUGCUCAAGUUCUUUUGUUUGUAUUCUUUAUAGGAUCUGAUUUUGCCCUCCUUACAGCCAUGGCAUAUGACCGGUAUGUUGCCAUUUGCAACCCAUUACACUAUGAAACGGUAAUAAGCAUGAGAUCCUGCAAAGAAAUAAUUGCCAUUGUAUGGAUCAGUAGCUUUCUCUAUGCAUUCCUGCACACUGGUGGGACUUUUUCAAACACUUUCUGCUCCAAUGUUGUCGACCAGUUCUUCUGUGAAAUCCCCCAUUUACUGAAGCUUGCCUGCUCUGAUUUAUACCUAAUUGAAACUGGAGUUGUUGUACUGAGUUUUAUUGUUGCGUUAGGCUGCUUUAUCCUCAUUGUGGUAAGCUAUACACACAUUUUCAGUGCUGUUAGAAAAAUCCCUACCAUUCAGGGAAGAAAAAAAGCUUUCUCAACUUGCCUACCCCACCUCAUUGUCCUCAGCAUAUUUUUAUUUACUGUAUCCUUUGCUUACCUCGGGCUCAACUCUAAGACACCAUCACAUCUAGAUAUAGCAUUUACCAUGAUAUAUUCCGUGUUCCCACCCUUCAUAAACCCAAUAAUCUAUAGCAUGAGAAACAAAGAGAUAAAAAAUGCUCUGUCGAAGUUGUUAGGUCUGAGACACCCAUGUAUGAAUAUCUUCUCCAGUCUUCUUCUGCACAGGUGA